AUCGCUCUGUUGUAUCUCAAAAUAUAAUUUCGAUUUAGACAUAGUAGCAGCAACCUCUGCUGCGCCUAAUUCAACUAUUACCACCCUCCAACUCAUCACGCUGUCAAACACCAUUCUCAAAUCGUCAACUACGACAGAGCGAAUCCCUCCUUCGACAAUCGUCGAUGAAAAAGGAACUAGUGAGGGUCCCGAAGAUACUGCGAGAUCCAAUUCUGCUUUACAUAUAGACGAAGAUUCAAGGAGCACCACCACGGCAGAACAUCUCCAAAGAGCUCCUUCGUUAACUACAAGUCUUUCCGAAUCAUUGGUGCAAUCGGGUAGUACUUUUGUUGAAAACGACACAGAGAAUAGGAUUGAAACGUCACUGAACGAGUCUGUGGACGCAACCUCAUCAGAAGAAGACGCUGUAGAGAUAAUAGAUGACGAUCCGGCGUUCAACUAUACUGUUUCGAGCAAUUGCACAUUGAAUAUGCGAAAUCAGGCAAGAGUGUGUACAGAACCUUUAAUGCGCACUUGGGUUGCACUGCGUGCAAGUUGGCCACAUCUAGCAGAAGUCACUUUCCCAAUCUAUAAAUAUUCUCGUGUAGAGCUGCUGGAACUGUGCGAUAGGUACGCCAAUGUGUUCUUAUGUGCCAAUAUAGACGAUAUUCGAGUAUGCAUCAUGGAUGAGUUGAGUAUAAUAUCCUAUUUGCUGAAAUACGCGACGCAUUUAAGCCGACAUUUCGGUAAACUUCUUUCGGAGAUGAAGGACAUCGCCUACACAAAGUACAUGUGGAGCAGCUAA
Strongylus vulgaris is the source of this 784-nucleotide messenger RNA. The record is from the annotation of a GenBank genome assembly. NCBI's taxonomy places the organism in Eukaryota, Metazoa, Nematoda, Chromadorea, Rhabditida, Strongylidae.